AUGAAUAAUGAAUAUUCAAAAUCGAUACCUAUACGUCCUCAAUUACCUUUGACAAAACGACACAAGCGUUGGAAUAAAAAUACAGAUAAUGAUGAAACUGAAAUUACAGUUAAUAAACUAUUUAUACCUCUAAAUAAUUCUGUUGAUAUAUCUUCAUCAAAUUCAUCAAUAAUUGAAAAUGUUGAUGAUUUAAUGAAUUCAACAAUUUCAUUUCAAUUCAAUAUGACAACACUUGAAGUAUAUUCAGGUGAAAAUACAACUAUGCACAAUUCAUUAUUAAGACAAAAUUUGACAGAAUUAAAUCAAACAGAUGAUCAAACUACAAUUUCAAUUAUUGAAAAUGUUUUACAGGAUAAUAAAACAGACACUAAUGAUACAAUGUUUUCACCUAAAAUGUUCAAUGAACUUAUUUAUAUUGAUUUAAUUGAUUCACAAACAUUUGCAAGCAACAUUACAGAUAUUUAUCAUAUAAUUACUAAUGACAAAAACGAGUCUAUAACUAAUGAAAUCAAUAAUUUACCUAAUGAAUUUCAAACAUCAUCAUUUCCAAUUAUGUUCAACCAAACCAUCAACGACGUUGAACCCACUAUUGUUACUACUCAUUUAGAUUACACUACCACGUCGUAUAAUAUAACAGAUAAUAAUCAAACAUAUGAAUGGGGUUUAUUAUUUAAUGAUAAAACAGAAACAAUUCCAAAUAAUCAAACAUAUGAAUGGGGUUUACUAUUUAAUGAUAAAACAGAAAUGAGUUCAUCUAAUGAUUCUUCUACAAUUGCAACAAGUAAUGAAUUUACAAUCAACUCAAAUAUAAUUGAUCAAGAUAUGAAUAUGAAUAAUACAAAACUAAUUAUUGAUGAUAUUAAUCAAAACUUUAAUGAAACUUUUGUUUUAUCAUUAAAAUCAAUAAACAUGUCCAUAUGUGAUCGUUCAUGUCAAUGUUUAAAACAAUGUCCAUAUGGUUUUGAAAUUCUUAAUGAUACAUGCGUAUGUCAACCAUCAUGUCAAAAUUAUCAAUGUUUUGGUAACGAUACGUGUAUUAUAACAGAUAAAGGACAACCUUUAUGUCAAUCAGAAAAUGACACCGAACAUGAUCAUUCAACUCGUUGUUAUCAACCACGAGAUGCUGGAUAUCAUAAUAUUAAUAUUCAAUAUCAUAAUCGUUGGUAUUAUAAUCCUGAUCAAGAUACUUGUCAUUUAUUUGUUUAUCGUGGUUUGGGUGGAAAUGAAAAUAAUUUUGAAACAUUACAUGAAUGUCAUUUAGAAUGUAUAAUAUGUGCUCCAUUACCUGAUUCAGGUGAAUGUUUAGGUCAUAUUACUAUGUGGUAUUAUGAUAAGAAAAAUAGUGAAUGCACACAAUUUGAAUAUUCAGGUUGUAAAGGUAAUCAAAAUAAAUUUUUAAAAAAAGAACAAUGUAUUGAUACAUGUAUUAAUCGAAUACUUAAUUUGAAAUAA
Molecule: messenger RNA, 1452 nt
Organism: Rotaria sp. Silwood2
Lineage: Eukaryota; Metazoa; Rotifera; Eurotatoria; Philodinida; Philodinidae
Source: the annotation of a GenBank genome assembly